Molecule: messenger RNA, 1272 nt
Organism: Durusdinium trenchii
Lineage: Eukaryota; Dinophyceae; Suessiales; Symbiodiniaceae
Source: the annotation of a GenBank genome assembly
AGAGGUGAUGCAGGAUAGCAAAAUGCGACCUACCACAAAACUGCCAAGUGUGGAAAGGUUCAUUGGUGGAUCUCCCAGUUGGAGACGACAGACUUGUUGGCCAAUUGUUGGGUAGCCCUUGGUAUUCUUAGGCUGCGCGACUUCUGCUGCAUAUGCCAGCGUCAGCCGCGUCAGCCCAGGCACAGCUGUUUUCCGACCAACACAUCGUUCCAACCACACGGAAUGUCAUCACGACAUCAAUGUCUUACGAACAAAAAGUAGAAGGCAGUGCAUCUUGGAACCCACGAAUCCCAUUCAACAAGCUUGACUUCACACGAUCAGACCUGCUGAUGCGACAAAAGGUUUGGUUGCCCCGCACGUGUUCCCUUGCCCCGCACCAUUGGCCCAAUGGUGUUCCUGGCCACCACUGGGCAGCAGGCCACAGAAGUCAAGGUCUUGGUGCCUCCCGAAGAGGCUGUCUACCACGGUGAAGUGAAAUCCUUCAAUCCCAACAAGGGCUAUGGUUUCAUUGGAUGUGACGCUUUCCCAGGACAAGAUGUUUUCGUGCUGAAGAGCGAGAUGCCAGGUGGCUUUGCACCUCAGGGAGGUCACUGCAAGUUCAAGGUGAAGCAGGAGAGCGAGAAAGGUCCCGCAGCCACGGAGGUGCAGCUCUUGGGAACGGCCGGAAACCAGUACCAGCAGAUGGAACACAUGGCGUUUUACAGUGGCUCCAAGGGCUUCAGCAAGGCCAAGGAUACCUUCUGGCAAGAUCUGCAAGCACAGAUUUUGAGGUCAGAAUCAUCAGGUGGGAGGGCGUCCGGUGGGACGACGCGUGCGGUCACCUUGGGGGCCAGCUGCUCCGGGGCGAGGCGCGUCCUGGGCCUCAGAGGCUGUCGCGGAAGACUGCGCUGGCAGAGAUAACUUACGUCCAUUUACCGUACCCCGUAAAUGUGUCUUGGGGCUCCCGCAAACAGAACCCGAUGCAAAAAAUCUACUUGUUUUCCGCUACUGACUACUGACUAGCGCAUGGGUUGCUUGCAAGCACGGCACGCUGACGCCCCGGUGCAGGAGUAUCAAAAGAUGACCGAACAGGCGGUCGAGAAGUUGAGAGACGACCCUGAACUAAAGGAUUUCUUCGAAGAUGUGAAGAAGAUUCUGAUUCUUGAUCUGAAGUUCCAGAGCCACUGAAGGCUGAAGGUGUCCAGGCCGGGAUGAAUCAGAUGUGCCCGGCGUGCCGGAUGAAUUCGGAUUUGCAUUGCUGCAUGGGGGCGCAAGGGAGAGGAACAGAUGGAA